AUAGGAGUUCAAGUUUCCGGUACGCAAGCGCAUUAGGUUGGACCGGCGUUCUCGUCUUCUGUUACGAAUAUUCCACUUUUCUGUUGAAACGUAGCUACUCGUUUAGCCGACAGGCUAUUCAACAUCCAUGUAAUCCGAUGUCCAGAUCGAUUCGUGGCCAUGCAGUUGUCACAUGUCGAUCUUCCGCGUUUUUGUUUUUACAUAAUUUUCUCAUUAUCGGUAACGAUAACUGGCGUGGAAUAGUUCGUCGCCUGUAACACGCUCGAACGUCGCGAGAGAUCGAUACCCCUGAGACAGUAACGUAGCCUUACGCUAGCGGAUUUCGUCAAUAUUUCUAAUACAUCAAGCAUACAAGAGGGAGUUCGAUGCAACCAGCUAUUCUUGUAACAUGCUUCGGAGCGUUCCGGUUGUCUGUUUCAAAACGUCAUCCUAGGUGAUCGUUUGUUCGCGAAAAUAAUUUCUGUAAAUACGGUUCACCACCGAUCAAAGGUGGUGAUGAGAAGAAAGCAUUCGCAGUAAUGGCGUCGGCAUUGGAGCAGUUUGUAAAUAAUGUGCGGACGCUUUCGAAACAAGGUAAUUUUCGAGAACUAUGUGAAAUAAUAAGUAAAAGCACAGAUGUGUUAAUAAAAAAUGGACAGCACCUAGAUAACGUUCUGGAAACGUUAGAUCUGCAACAACAUUCUUUAGGUAUCUUGGCAGUGCUGUGUGUGAAAUUUUCACUGUCUAAUCCUAGUGGUGCGAAUACUGCAGACACUUACAAACCAUUAUUUAAUCAGGUUCAAGAAUUUAUCAUUGGUUGUAACGGAGAGCAAGUUAGAUUUGCUCCUGAUACAUAUGCAGAAUUAUGUCAUUUAUUUACACAAAAAUUAGUUGAAUUGCAAAUACCUUUGCGUGGUAUUGAAUUAUUGUGUCGUGCAAUACGUAAAAUUCAACUUUUUGGUAGCCAACUAACUUCUAUACAUGCUGAUCUCUGCCAACUAUGUCUUUUGUCUAAAUGUUUCAAACCUUCUCUUGAAUUUCUUGACAUAGAUAUUACGGGCAUCAGUCAAGAAGGAGGGCAAUUUGAUUCAAAAUACUUUUUGCUUUAUUAUUAUUAUGGUGGUAUAAUAUACACAGCACUGAAGAACUAUAAUAGAGCAUUAUACUUUUUUGAAGUAUGUGUUACAACACCUGCAAUGGCAGUUAGUUACAUUAUGUUAGAGGCCUACAAAAAGUACAUCCUGGUCUCUUUAAUAAUGCAUGGGAAAGUUCUAAACCUACCUAGGUACACGAGUCAAGUGGUCAAUAGGUACAUGAAGCCUCUGAGUCAACAAUAUCAAGAACUGGCCACAGCUUAUCUAAUGAAUAGCUGCGAAGAAGUACAGAAGGUUAUCACCAAAUAUCAACAACUUUUUACAAGAGAUCACAAUAUGGGACUUGUAAAACAAGUGCUCAGCUAUUUGUACAAGAAAAAUAUACAAAGGUUGACAAAGACUUUUUUGACGCUUAGUUUAAGUGAUGUGGCAAGCAGAGUUCAACUCGCUGGACCUGCUGAUGCAGAAAGAUACAUAUUAAACAUGAUCGAAGAUGGAGAGAUUUUUGCAACAAUUAAUCAAAAGGAUGGUAUGGUAGUGUUUCAUGAUGAUCCAGAAAAAUAUAAUUCACCGCAAAUGUUGGCAAACCUAGAGAAGGAGAUGGCGACAUGUAUGGAAUUAGAUAAGCGAGUACUUGAAAUGGAAGAAGAAGUUGUUCUCACACCACAAUAUGUUCGAAAAGCAUGCGGGCAAAAUGAUCAAGAUGAUCAGACAGCUGGACCUGCUCCAACAAAUGUUACAAAUGUGCAAGGUCAAUCUAAACAUAACGCCUAUUCCAUGUAACAUAUACACGUCGUUGUGCGUUAUCUUUAUUAAAAAACAGAAAACAAA
Hylaeus anthracinus is the source of this 1904-nucleotide messenger RNA. RefSeq names its product COP9 signalosome complex subunit 3 (gene CSN3). NCBI's taxonomy places the organism in Eukaryota, Metazoa, Arthropoda, Insecta, Hymenoptera, Colletidae. Gene Ontology annotation, biological process: ubiquitin-dependent protein catabolic process. The record is from RefSeq and is a predicted model, not a curated record. The transcript has 5 exons. The coding region runs from base 519 to 1856 and encodes 445 amino acids. Gene Ontology annotation, cellular component: COP9 signalosome.